Molecule: messenger RNA, 3465 nt
Organism: Cladocopium goreaui
Lineage: Eukaryota; Dinophyceae; Suessiales; Symbiodiniaceae
Source: the annotation of a GenBank genome assembly
AUGAAAGUUACCGGACCCACUCAGGGAAUUUCUCCAGCCAAGGAUGUGAACUCCGUCCAUGUGAAUUGGAGCCGUGGCGUGACGCCUCCUCGGCUCCUCUUUGUAGGAGAUGCAAGCUGUCAACCCAGUGGAGCCUGCUCCCCCGCACCCUGGCAGGCCGCAGCGGCGUCUCAGACCUAUGCGAAUGUCUCUAUGGCCAUGGUGAGGGAGCAGGCGCGCCGCUCCGUGGUUUUGGAGCAGCUGUCCCGGAGCCUCCGAGACCCAGGCGCUCUUCGCAGCUGUUUAGACGACUUGUUGGGUCACAACGCGGUGCUCUGCGUCUCCUUUGCGCCGUCGGACUCACGACGCUUGUCAGAGUGGGUGGAGGAAAGGAUCAAGUUACGGAGUCAAAGUACUCAACUCUCCAAAGUUUUACUGAUGCGUAUGGAGGAUCGUUUGACGGAACGUCGCGAUGACUUCGCCCGGGCGAUGACCAGCUCAAAGAUGGCCUUGCGUUUUGGCCCAGGACCGAGUUCCUUUUUGUCCGUCUUCAGCUUGCCGGAGUCCGUGGAGCCCAUCCGCACGCCGGAGCGCGCGAGACGGUCCAGGAUGCGGCAUAGCGACACAGGUUCCGUGCGCAGCUCCAACUGUUUGGGCUGGGCUUCCACGGCGAUGCCGGGGCACCCAUGGAAGGAAGUCGCAGAGCGGCUUCGCAGCUCCCCCUUCGCGCACCUUCGCAACAUCACGCGUGGGGAGAAGUCGGUGAAAAAACGCUUCAGUUGUGGCGCAGACACUGCCAAGAGGGUCCAUGCCUUGGCCGUGACAAUCCUGCAGGAGAAGGGCUAUGUGCAAUUCAGGGCAUCCAUGGGGAAACAGCUGACGUUUUGCAAGCCAACGAAGAAAGAAGAGGCCAAAGAAAGGGAGGAGAUCAGCACGUUCGCAAAGUUUGGAGUUUCCUCUCCAAGUGAAGUAAAAGCGAGGCGAAAGGAACGGCAACCCGAUAAAGCUGACAUGGAGAAGGCGGAGAAGGACAAGCGGCCUGACAAGCAGCCUGAUAAGCGUCCAGCCAAGCGUCGGCAUUUCCUCUAUAAGAACCAGUUUGCGACGCAUGAAGUACCCGAGCACAUGCAAGAGGAAGAAGAAAGCAGCAGCAGUAGCAGCGGCGAGGAGGACGAAGACAGCAGCAGUAGCAGCAGCAGUAGCAGCAGCAGUAGUCGGAAACCCAAAGCGUCCUCCGCCCGAAGUAGCGCUGCUCGGAAAGCUUUCCGCGGUGCCAAGGCGAAAGCCGUGCAAGAACAGCAUCGCCUUGAGAAGGCGGACGCUGAAGAGAAGAAGUCAAUGGGUGCCGCAUCAGAAGCAUCUGCGAACAAAGCCCCUGCGAGCAAGGCAGACGCUGAAGAGAAGAAGUCAAUGGGUGCCGCAUCAGAAGCAUCUGCGGACAAAGCACCGGCGAGCAAGGCAGACGCUGAAGAGAAGAAGUCAAUGGGUGCCGCAUCAGAAGCAUCUGCGGACAAAGCACCGGCGAGCAAGGCAGACGCUGAAGAGAAGAAGUCAAUGGGUGCCACACCAGAAGCAUCUGCGGACAAAGCACCGGCGAGCAAGGCAGACGCUGAAGAGAAGAAGUCAAUGGGUGCCACACCAGAAGCAUCUGCGGACAAAGCACCGGCGAGCAAGGCGGACGCUGAAGAGAAGAAGUCAAUGGAGGCCGCACCAGAAGCAUCUGCGAACAAAGCCCCUGCGAGCAAGAUCCUGGUGGCCGAGUCAUCUAAGGCGUUGGAGGCAAUGGCAAUGUCCAUCAGUACAGGCGCUUCAGCACCUAGCUUGGCGGAACCUGUUCCAAAUGUGCCCCCUGGCCUGCCGCCCCUGUCGGCACAGACGGGGUCCCUGUAUCGUCAUCUUGCCGGAUCUCAGCUGCAUCCCCGCGACGAAGUCGGCAACAUCAUCCAACAAUUGGUCCAAUUGGGCGACACCCUGGAAGCCAUGCAGGCUGAGUUGCCGCACCGGCUGCCGUGCGCUGUGCUCGUCCUUGCGCACGGUGAGUUGGGUUAUGCGCGAGGCACUUCCUUGCGCCAAGUUAAUGCCCUGGUGCCCACCUCGGCUUUGGACACUCCUGCCCAGACCACGGCAGGCACCCCCUUGGCCGGGAUCGCCCCAGCGGAUCGACAGGUGAGUUUCGGUGUCUGUGUCCAGGAGGAGUUGCCAUCCACAGCCUUCGUCACCUUCAGAACCAUGCAGGCAGCUUGCGUGGCCUGUCAAGUGGUCUUGGAUGAGGACCCAGUGCGUGGCAUGGGGAUGCAGGUCUCCCCGGCACCGGAACCUCGAGACGUGGUGUGGCACAACGUGGCGCGGCCACAGGCGCAACUGCUGGUGCGUCAAUUCUUCGUGGAGAUUGCUCUCCUCUUUGGCUUGGCGUUUUGGUCAGUGCCGGUGUCCUUGAUUCAGGUUUGGUGUUCCUCCGAACGGCUCUCGGCAUUGCUUCCCGGGCUUCAACUGCCCGAGUCCAUGCGCGGCACGGACUUGGAAGCCUUGGUCACGCUGUACAUGCCGGUGUUGUCUCUUCUGGCAUUGCUUGAGCUCCUUCCCAUCAUGCUGCAUCGCUUGGCUUCGCGCUAUGAAGGGGUGAAGUCCUAUAGCGCACUCCAGAUGCGAACAAUGAGGAGGUACUGGCGCUUCCAGCUGGCCACCAUCGGCGUGACGGUGCUCUCCGGCAGCGUCUCCAACUCCUUGACGGCGAUGCUUGAUCAACCAACUUCUAUGCUAUGGGAGCUGGGGCAAAGCUUACCGCAGGUUGCGGUGUACUUCUUAGCCACCGUUCUCUCUUCUGCUUUAGUCGUUGGACCGGUGAGUUUGCUCCGCUUGCCCUUGCUGGCACAACUCACCUGGACCGCACUUACGCGCCGCCUGCGCGAGAUCUUCUGCUUACAUCCAUCCCCCUCGGCGCAAGUCGAGAGCAACUUCCUGGCUGCGGCUGCUGAGGAUUGUCUAGACACGCCACCCAUGGCUGCGGACCUGUCAGCGUUGCUGCUGGUCCUCUUGGUCUGCGUCACCUACGCCAGCAUCGCGCCGCUGAUCAUCCUGGCGGGAGCUCUCUUCUUCGCCCUUCGAUGGCUUGUCUUGGCAUUGCGAUAUCUCUAUGUGCACGUCCCCCGCUUCGACAGUGGUGGAGCGUUUUGGUAUCUCCUAUGGAAUCAGGCGGUGCUUGCCUUGAUCCUGGGAGAUUUCACCACCCUGGCCGCAGUGGCCUUGAGGUCUGGCUAUGCGCAGCUACCAUUCCUUUUGCCACUGCCCUUGCUGCCCAUCGCCUUUUCGGCCCUGGCGAACUUUCGCUUCGCCAAGCCCUCGCAGCGCUUGUCCCUGCGCGCCGCGCGGAUGGUGGAUGCGCGAGCGGAUCCCAACCUGUCGGAACGCUUCCCUUUGGAUGCGUAUUGGCAUCCAGCGCUGCGGCAUCCAGCUGAUGAGCGAGAUGUGAUGAACUUUGCUUUCUGA